This is a messenger RNA of Paramecium sonneborni, 1662 nucleotides long. NCBI's taxonomy places the organism in Eukaryota, Ciliophora, Oligohymenophorea, Peniculida, Parameciidae. The record is from the annotation of a GenBank genome assembly.
AUGGAAUCAAAUAUUUACAGUUAAAAUGUUACAUAAUUCACUAUUGAAUAAAUAAAAAAGAAUGUCUAUUAAAGUAACUUUAGGUAUUCUACACAAUGAAAUUUUGAUAUUUUGAAUAAAAUAAAUAAAUUCCUUUAAUCCAAUUACCAAUUUAAUAAUUGGAGUAAAUAUCAAUUAAAAACAGUAUCAUAGUAACUAUUUUUCUCAAAGGAACAAUAACUUUUCAACAUUAAUCAAUUUUGGAAGCCUAUAGAUUAAUAGAAGAAUACUAAUAAAUUAACCUCAUAAAAUAGAAAUUUGGUUAAUAAGACAUGAUCGAUACCAAUAAUGUCAGUUAAAGUUAAAUUAUAUGAAUUUAUUUAUUAAUUUAUAAAUUUUUCAUAAAUCUGCCAUUAUUUUAUAUUCUAAAUAACUUAUAUCAAAUUAUUACAAUUUAAACCAAUAAAAACUUAAGUUGAAGAUGUUAUUAUUGAAUUAGAAUUUAGUAGAAUUGAUUUAUCUUAUUUAGAAGCUAAAAAAAAAAUUAUUAGUAAAUUUAUUAUUCUAAAAGUUUUCUUCAGAUUCUUUCAAAUAAACAAAAGUAUAGGAGUUAUUUUUUUAACCCUUCUUAAGAAAAUCAAUAGAAAAUUAAUAAGUGAGUUCAUAAAAGUAAAUUUUAUUUAUAAAUUUAGACUAUUUUUUAGUGAUGAAUUCUGUGAAAUUGAGUUAUGUUUGACCUCUGAUUUUGGUAACUAAAUUUCUGAAAACUUACCUUAUUAAGGAUCUUUGUAAAUUUAGAAACUACAAGAGAAUUAACAAUUUAUUUUUGAAAAUGAAAUAAUUGGAUUAAAAUAAUAAAUUGAAUAAUUACAAACUAAAACUAGAAUUGAGAAUGAAAAACUUCUUUAAUAAAUAAUAGAAUAUUAAGAUUAAAUGAAAGAACAUCAAAAUGUCUAAAUGGGAUUUGAUGAUUUAUUAAAAUUAGAAUAAGAGUCAAGAUCAGAAAUAUCUUAGAAAUAUAAAGAAUUAUUAUAGCUUAAUAACAAUUUGAAAUAUGAUAUUAUGGAGAAAGAAAAUUAAAUUGAAGAUCUGUAAUAUUAACUUAGAAUUGUAGAAGCAGAGAAAAAGUUUAACAAAGAUUAAGAAGAAAAAUUAAGAAAGGGGCAAGAGAUUAUGGUUAAUAAUAAUUAAUUCUAAGAUCUUAAGAUUUAAAUUGCGGAUCUUAUAAGGUUAUAGAAAGAGUAAUAAUUUGAAAUGAAAAAAAAUAAUGAAGUGAUAGAUUAUUUGUAGAAGUUAGUAGAAGAAUAUAAGAAUAAAAUUAAAGAAUUAAUUUAUGGAAAAAGUUAAGCAGAAUAAAAAAUCGAUACUUUUAGAGAAGAAUUAGAAUAAUCUCAUUAAAAAUGCUAAUAUUUUACUAUCCUAUUAGAAUAAUAUAAGGGGGAUGUUGUUGAUUUGAUAAAUAAAUACAUUUAAAGUUAAAGUUUACUUAGCGAACAAUAAGAAAAUUUUAAUCUUCAAAAUUAAACAGUUAUUUCUCAAAGUGUUUAAAUAUAAGAGCUAAAAUAAAAAUUACUUAUAAAAGAUAUGAAAGAAAAAGAUAACUUAUAAUUAUAAUAUAGUUUUUAAUAGAAUUACAAGAAUGAUAAUGAUAUUUGUUAAGCAAAUUUAGAUAUAAAAAUAUGA